This is a messenger RNA of Nerophis lumbriciformis (worm pipefish), 4511 nucleotides long. RefSeq names its product mitogen-activated protein kinase binding protein 1 (gene mapkbp1). Gene Ontology annotation, biological process: positive regulation of JNK cascade; negative regulation of canonical NF-kappaB signal transduction. NCBI's taxonomy places the organism in Eukaryota, Metazoa, Chordata, Actinopteri, Syngnathiformes, Syngnathidae. The record is from RefSeq and is a predicted model, not a curated record. Gene Ontology annotation, molecular function: protein binding. Gene Ontology annotation, cellular component: cytoplasm.
ACGACAAAGAUCGUCCCAGUGCUAACUGUGACUUUACUUUGAAAGUCCCUGCCGGAAACGCGGGUGUCGUGGCCGCAGGGUAACCGAGACGCUGCUUCUUCUGCUCCUUCUUCUUCUUCUCCUUCUUCUCCCAGCUAACCACCAUGCGGACCCGCAGCCAACGACCGGAAGCGCUCUACCACACGUGCUGACGCCGCCGGUUCGGCUGAGCUGACGGCGGUUGGGCCGCAGUCGUCAUGCGGGAGAAGGCUGCUCGCUAGCCGGGGAGCUAAGAUGAGCACCGACGGAAGUGGCGCGAUCAGCCGCCGCAUCAAGAACCUGUCAAUCAAGCUGAGGGGGCGGGGCCGAGACGCGCGUCAGCAGCUGGACGCCAAGGUGACCCUGGAAAAGGUCCUGGGCAUCACAGCACCUGGCAACCGAGCGCUGUCAUGUGACCCUCGGACUGGACUAUUGGCGUAUCCCGCGGGGUGUGUGGUGGUCCUGCUGCAUCCUCGCAAGAACAAACAAUGCCACAUUUUCAACACGUGGAGGAAGACCAUCACCACGCUGGCGUUCUCCCCGGACGGCAAGCACGUGGUCACCGGCGAGAGCGGCCACUUGCCAGCGGUGCGCGUGUGGGAGGUGGCGAGCGGUGCCCAGGUCACCAAGCUCCAGGAGCACAAAUAUGGCGUGGCCUGCGUGACCUUCUCCCCCAACGGCAAAUAUAUCAUCAGCGUGGGAUACCAGCACGACAUGAUGGUCCACGUGUGGAACUGGAAGAAAGACGUGGUGGUGGCCGCCAACAAGGUGUCCAGUAAGGUGACGGCCGUCUCCUUCUCACACGACAGCUCCUACUUUGUGACGGCAGGAAACCGUCACCUCAAGUUCUGGUACCUGGACCACAGUAAGACGUCCAAGGUGAACGCCACCGUGCCUCUGCUGGGGCGUUCAGGGCUGCUGGGAGAACUCAGGAACAACUUCUUCUGUGACGUGGGCUGUGGGCGGGGCCAGCAGGCGUCCUUCACCUUCUGCAUCACUACCUCGGGUCUGCUGGUCCAGUUCGACCAGCGCCGCCUGCUGGACAAGUGGGUGGAGCUCCGGGCGGCACAGGCCACCUGUUUGUGCGUCACGGACCAGCUGAUCUUCUGCGGCUGCUCCGACGGCGCCGUGCGCGCCUUCAGCCCCCUGACGCUGCACUUCAUCUGCACUUUGCCCCGCCCACACUUCCUGGGCGUGGACGUUGCCGCAAUGACCGACAUCAGUCAGCUUUUCUCCUGCAGAGCGGAUGCACGCUAUCCCGACACGGUGGCCGUGACCUACGACCCCAGCAACCACUGGCUGUCGUGCAUCUACAACGACCACAGCGUCUAUGUGUGGGACGUGGGAGACCUCCGGCGGGUGGGCAAACUCUACUCGGCGCUCUACCACGCCUCGUGUGUGUGGAGUCUAGAGGUGUUUCCCCAGGAGGGCGGGGUCACAGGAGCAGAAAAGCUGGUCUUGGCCCCGGGCUGCUUCCUGUCCUGCUCCUCGGACAACACCAUCCGUGUGUGGACCGUAGACGGGCGCCACUCCAUGCAGGCCAACAUUUUGAGCCAUGAUCUACACACUGUCAUCUAUGUGGACACCAAUGCGGCCAGCCUUCUGGACACGGACAGUGUCUCAGUCGCUGAGGGCCCACAGUGCGAGCAGAAUCGCGGGGGAAUCAGGACCUUGCGGAUCAGUCCUGAUGGGCGCCACCUGGCAUCAGGAGAUCGCAUGGGUGUCCUCAGGGUCCUGGACCUGCACGCCAUGGAGGAGAUCGUCAACGUUCAGGCGCAUGACUCUGAGAUUCUUAGUCUGGACUUCUCCCAGGCGGAGACAGGCGUCAACUUUUUGGCCACGGCCGGUCGAGAUCGCCUCAUCCACGUGUUGGACGCGGCGGCGGACUACCGUCUGGUCCAAACGCUGGACGAACACUCCUCGUCCAUCACCGCCGUCAGAUUCGCCGCCAACGGGGGCAAAGUGCGACUGAUCAGCUGCGGCGCGGACAAGAGCGUCUACUUCCGCAGCGGCCAGCAGACGGACCAAGGUCUGGAGUUCGCUCGGACGCACCACGUGGCGAGGAAGACCACGCUCUACGACAUGGAUGUGGAGCCCACCAGGAAAUAUGCCGCCAUUGGCUGCCAGGACCGCAGCAUCAGGAUCUUCAACAUCAGCAACAGCAAACAGAAGAAGAUCUUCAAAGGCUCUCAGGGAGAAGAUGGAACGCUCAUCAAGGUCACCAUCGACCCCUCGGGUCUCUACAUCGCCACUUCCUGUUCCGACAAGAGCAUCAACAUCUUCGACUUGUACUCCGGCCAGUCUGUGGCCACCGUCUUUGGACACUCGGAGGUGGUGACUGGCUUGAAGUUCAGCAACGACUGCACACGCCUCAUCAGUGUGUCAGGAGACAGCUGCAUCUUCGUGUGGCGUCUGAGCCCACAGAUGACGCUGAAGAUGCAGCAGCGGCUGGCUGACCUAAGACCCUCCCUCUCGGGUGGCGUGUCCCACAAUGCACCUCAGCGGGCGGCAAGGUUCAGGGAGGCGGAGUGUCCCCCCCAUGCCAUGUCUUCUGACAGCGAGGAGGAGGAGGAGGAGCCAGCGGGUCUCAGCAGGGUGGAGGAGGACGCAGCUGACACGUCACAUGACAGGAAGUCAGGCUGCAUGAUGCCUCCUUCACAAGGACAACUCCCUCGGCGCCGCUGGUCCAGGAAGUCGGACGGCGCCAGCGAUGUUCUGACAGUGAAGUCCAUGUUGGACCUGAGACAACUGGACGCGGAGGCCGAGACGCUCUGCAGUGACGGCAGCCCGAUGGGGACCUGGGUCUCAGGGGCGGGGCUUCACAAGACCAAUCAGCUGAAAGGAAGUAGCAUCAGUUUGCAGGUGGAGCAUGUGGACGUAAGGACCAAUCACAGACCGGACUUCAUGUCCAAACAGAGCCCAGAGAAGGAAGAGACAGUGUUGUUUCCCGACCAGUGGGAGGAGAGCGUGAACAGUGACUUUGAGGUGAAGGGGACGUGUAGUGUAGCUGCGGCUGGACAGCGGGACAAACCGAGUCCAGACAGUGGCUGCUCGCUAAGAUUCAAUUCCAGAACCUCAAGUCCAUACCCGGGAGCAGAAGACUCGGAACAGCUCAGUGAGGACGGCGACUCGCUGGACGAUGAGGUGGACGCUGGACUCGUCCCUCAGACUCCGGACCAGGAAGCCUUCCUGAAGAAACACUUUGUCACGCUGGCCGACGUCGCAGACGGACCGAGCAGAACCGCUCACAGCUCCAAUGAAAGCCUCAGCAUUUCGUCCAAGUUCCUCUCCCAGAACUCUGCUGCAAGUCGGGCCGUACCUUGGUCUCAGACCGGGUCGGAAGCCAGGGAGAAGAAGUCCCGUCCUCUGGUCUCUGAGGUCCAUCCUUUGAGGGACCAGAACAAGGACCAGAGUCAAAAGGAAAGUCGUCUUCUGGAGGAUGAGGUGCAGGACCUCCACAGCAAGAAGGUGGUGGAGUCCAGAAAGGAAGUGGGCGUAGUCUUCCAGUCGGUGGAGCCAGACUGUGUCUCACCUUUGCCCUCUGGUCUGUGUGGAGGCGUGUCUCUUCAACGUCCCACUAGCCUCCCAUCUGGCCCCCGCCGCCACUUCGCCUCUUCUCCCCACCAGGAAAGUGUUGCCAUGACCACGCUCAGGAAGCCCUCCCCAUGGGCAGGGGGGUCCCGCUCCUACAUGAGCCCCACCACCAGCUCCAUGGCCAAGAUGUCCCGCUCCGUCUCGCUGGGCGACGCCCUGGACCGGGCCUCCUUGGACCCUUCGGUGGGGGCGACGGGGGCCGGGUUCUCCUGUCUGAUUACCCCUCAAGCCACGCUCCCACAAGCGGCCCCCGCUCCAGUUCUAGUCAGCUGUCCUUUUUCCUCCCCGAGUUGGCAGGGAAACCAGCCCACCCCGCCCCCUCGCUUCCUCCACGCCCGUUUGCCAGCGGCGCCACUUCCCGACAAACCUUCCAUCAAGACCGCCCCCACUGGGCCCCCUCUCGUCCCUGGCCCCACCCUGCUGGAGGAGGUUGGCGGCGGCACGAAGCCAAAGGACGACGCAGACCGGCCAAUGAGCGCGGAGGAGUGCCAGGCGCUGACCAAUGAGCUGCUGAGCUGCUUCAAGCGAGCCACACACCUGUACAGGAAGAUGAGCGCCUCCUGUUCCGAAGACUCCACCCCCGAGCAUAGUCACAUGACGCAGCACCUAUCAGAGGCCCUUCAGGCCAUGAGGGCGGAGCUUGAGUCUCUGCCGCUGAGGUCCGGAGGGGGGCUUUUGGAGGCGGCGGGCCAAGAACGGACGGCGGCGCUGCUGGAGGAGUACUCGCUUCUGCUGCUUCAAGCGGUCAACAGGAAGCUCCGCCCCCUGGAGGACACCUAGACCCGCACCUUUUACACCUAACUUCCUGUGUGAAGAAGGCGCAAAAAACACUGUCUGCCGUUUGAACAAACUUAGGUGGAAACCGUUUUGAAAUAAAUGUGCUGCUUCCUGUUUACAAA